AUGAUAACGUCUAUGAGGAACCCAGCUGCACGCACAGCGGCCCGUCUUGGCUGCCGCUUCAGCCGUUGUGCCACACAAGCCAGAUUUCUUACGAAAACGAAUCUCCAAAGCGCCACUAUGAUCCCAACCAGUGAAAGCAGAAGACCACAGCCUGCGCCUGCGUUCGACCAAGAACCUGAACCUACGCCGGUUAAAAAGUCUGCUCCAAUGGACGACUCUUUCAUCGGGCUUACUGGAGGAGAGAUUUUCCACGAAAUGAUGUUGCGUCAUAAAGUGGACACGGUGUUUGGCUACGCCGGCGGUGCCAUUUUGCCCGUGUUUGACGCCAUCUACAACAGCGACAAGUUCCGUUUCGUUUUGCCACGCCACGAGCAAGGCGCAGGCCACAUGGCCGAGGGUUACGCUCGAGCCACCGGCAAACCAGGUGUUGUGCUUGUUACAUCGGGCCCAGGAGCCACCAAUGUGGUCACGCCGAUGCAAGACGCCUUGAUGGAUGGUGUUCCAUUGAUUGUCUUCACGGGGCAAGUUCCCACGACGUCUAUCGGUACAGAUGCUUUCCAAGAGGCUGAUGUCGUUGGAAUCUCUAGACCAUGCACGAAAUGGAACGUCAUGGUGAAAAAUGUGGCUGAGUUGCCUCGCCGUAUCAAUGAGGCAUUUGAAAUUGCCACGACCGGCCGUCCAGGACCUGUCCUUGUGGACUUGCCAAAGGAUGUGACCGCAUCUAUCUUGCGUGAGACUAUUCCUGUCAACACCACUUUGCCCUCCAACGCAUUGCUGCAAAUCACAAAGCGCUUCACCACGAAAUUCACUGACGAGGCGAUCGCGCGGGCCGCGGACUUGUUGAACAAAGCACAGCGGCCAAUCAUUUAUGCUGGUGCUGGUAUUCUCAACAGCCCAGACGGACCAGCACUUCUCAAACGCUUGGCAGACAAGGCUGUCGUACCUGUGACCACGACCAUUCAAGGUUUGGGUGCCUUUGACCAACGUGACGAGAAGUCCUUGGACUUUUUGGGCAUGCACGGCUCUGCUGCGGCCAACACAGCCAUCCAGAGGGCAGAUUUAAUUCUCGCAUUGGGCGCUAGAUUCGAUGACCGUGUCACCGGUAACGUCAGCCUUUUCGCUCCAGCAGCCAAAUUGGCUGCCGCCGAAGGCCGUGGUGGUAUUGUCCACUUUGAAAUCAGCCCUAAGAACAUUAACAAGGUUGUGGAAGCAACAGAGGCCAUUGAGGGCGAUGUCGCACGCAACUUGGCAUCUUUCAUUCCUCUCGUGGAGGAAGUCGAAGCCCGUCCAGAGUGGAUGGCCAAGAUUAAAGAAUGGAAAGAGCAGUACCCAUAUGCGUACAUGAAGGAAACACCAGGCCUGAAAAUCAAGCCACAGACAUUGAUCCGCGAGAUUGCCGAACAAUCCCAGAAGUACGGUAAAGAGGUGAUUGUUACUACUGGUGUGGGCCAGCACCAAAUGUGGGCUGCCCAGCAUUUCACAUGGACCCGUCCUCGCACAUUCAUCACUUCUGGAGGCUUGGGAACCAUGGGCUACGGUUUGCCUGCUGCCAUUGGUGCCCAGGUGGGUCGUCCAGAUGCCAUGGUCAUUGACAUUGACGGCGAUGCGCUGUUCAACAUGACUCUUAUGGAGUUGUCAUCUGCCGUACAGGCUGGAGCGCCCGUCAAGAUCUGCGUGUUGAACAAUGAGGAACAAGGUAUGGUGACUCAGUGGCAGUCGCUUUUCUACGAGCACAGAUAUGCCCACACACACCAGGCCAACCCAGACUUCAUCAAGUUGGCUGAGGCUAUGGGUGUUCAAGGUGUGCGUGUAACGAAACAGGAGGAGAUGGCUGACGGCAUCAAGGCUUUCUUGGACGCCAAAGGUCCAGUGUUGAUGGAGGUGUUUGUGGAGAAGAAGGUGCCAGUGUUGCCUAUGGUGCCUGGUGGAAAAGCUUUGGAUGACUUUAUCAUUUUUGACGAGGAGGUCGAGCGCCAGGAAAAGGUUUUGCGUAACCAGCGCACGGGCGGAAAGCACUGA
Clavispora lusitaniae ATCC 42720 is the source of this 2019-nucleotide messenger RNA. It is a transcript of the gene ILV2, whose product is annotated as acetolactate synthase catalytic subunit. NCBI's taxonomy places the organism in Eukaryota, Fungi, Ascomycota, Pichiomycetes, Serinales, Metschnikowiaceae. Gene Ontology annotation, biological process: L-valine biosynthetic process. The record is from RefSeq and is a predicted model, not a curated record. Gene Ontology annotation, molecular function: flavin adenine dinucleotide binding; thiamine pyrophosphate binding; magnesium ion binding. Gene Ontology annotation, cellular component: acetolactate synthase complex; mitochondrion.